Molecule: messenger RNA, 966 nt
Organism: Epithele typhae
Lineage: Eukaryota; Fungi; Basidiomycota; Agaricomycetes; Polyporales; Epitheliaceae
Product: phosphoribosyl pyrophosphokinase
Exons: 6
Coding region: 1-966 (321 amino acids)
Biological process (GO): ribonucleoside monophosphate biosynthetic process; purine nucleotide biosynthetic process; 5-phosphoribose 1-diphosphate biosynthetic process
Cellular component (GO): cytoplasm; ribose phosphate diphosphokinase complex
Molecular function (GO): magnesium ion binding; ribose phosphate diphosphokinase activity
Source: RefSeq, a predicted model, not a curated record
AUGUUCACUGGGAACGGCAUCAAGCUCUUCUCUGGCACUAGCCACCCCGAGCUUGCUGAGGUCAUCGCCAGACGGCUCGGCGUGCCUCUGGCAAAGGCGGAAGUGACGAAGAACGGCAUCGGGGAGAGCAUUAUUCGCGUCGCGGAGUCCGUACGGGAGGACGAUGUGUACAUCAUCAACACCGGCUGUGGCGAGGUCAACACCGCACUCAUGGAAGUCUGCAUCAUGAUCCACGCAUGCAAGAUUGCGAGCGCGAAGCGGAUAACUGCCAUCCUCCCUCUCUUCCCCUACGCCCGCCAAGACAAGAAGGACAAGAGCCGAGCCCCCAUUACCGCAAAGCUCGUGGCCAACAUGCUCCAAAAAUCAGGCUGCGACCACGUCAUCACCAUGGAUCUCCACGCCUCGCAGAUCCAGGGAUUCUUUGACGUGCCCGUUGACAAGUGGCUCUAUGCGGAGCCUUCUGCCAUCAUGUACAUCCGCGCCAACUUCAACCUCACGGACAUCGUCAUUGUCUCGCCGGACGCCGGUGGGGCGAAACGCGCGACGUCGAUAGCGGACCGUUUAGGGGUGGACUUCGCGCUGUUCCACAAAGAACGGAAGAAGGCGAACGAGGUGUCACGGAUGGUGCUCGUCGGACACGUCAAGGACAAGACCGCGAUCCUGGUGGACGACAUGGCCGACACGUGCGGCACGCUCUGCCUGGCGGCGCGGCACCUGGCGGAGGCCGGGGCGAAGUCCGUGCACGCGAUGGUGACGCACGGGAUCCUGAGCGGAAACGCGUUGAAGAACGUCGAGGAGUCGGCGUUGGAGAAGCUGAUCGUGACGAACACGCUGCCGCAGUCGUCGAACGUUGCGGAGUGCGCGAAGAUCGAGGUUAUCGACAUCGGGAACGUGCUCGCGGAAGUGAUCAGGCGCAGUCACUACGGCGAGAGCAUCUCGAAGCUGUUCGACGAGGUGCCGUACUAG